AUGAACAAAAAGAGGUCUGCGCCGGGGUUGGGGCUCGUCACGGAGUCGGCCGCGUUGAAGAAGCGGAAGACGGAUGGGAUGCAAAAGUUUUACGCAGUCCAGGCAGGGCACAAACCCGGCGUUUAUCUCAACUACGCAGAAUGUUCCAGCCAAACAGCUGGGUUCAAGGGCGCCGUCUUCAAGUCUUUUACGUCGAGAGAUGAUGCCGAGGCGUUUGUGGCCGGCAAGAAAGUUUCGGCGCCCGCCAACGAGCCGGAUCGGUUCUAUGCCGUCGCCGUCGGCUCGCCAACAGGCAUCUACAAGACCUGGGAUGAGGCCGCCAUGGCGAUCAAGGGAGUGAAAGGCCCCAAGUACAAGCGAUUCGGCAAGCGAGGCGAAGCGGUCGCCUACAUCAAGCAGUUCGGAAGCAGGGAAGCCAUCGAGGCGUUGGGGGAGAGCGUUCCGGAGAAGAUUGAGGCACCGGUGGUGGUGCCGGCUGCGAAACAAACGAGGAGGGCAGUAGUGGCGCCGGCACCGCCAGUCGACGAUGCCGUGGAGAUUUACACGGACGGAAGCAGCCUGGCAAACGGCAAGCUCGGGGCGAGGGCCGGCAUCGGCGUCUUCUUCGGCGACGGCGAUCCUCGAAACUUGUCGGAGCGUCUCGAGGGCGAGCCGCAGACGAACCAGCGAGCCGAGCUGAUGGCUCUGCUGCGAGCGCUCGAGAUUGCCCCGACGAACCAGACGGUUCGCAUCAUCACCGACAGCCAGUACUCCAUCAACGCCGUUACGCAGUGGGCCGUGGGAUGGAAGCAAAAGGGAUGGAUGACGGCCAACGGAGGCCAGGUCAAGAACCAGGACAUCAUCCGCGCCGUUCUGGAUAGGAUGGAUGAGCGGACGGCGGCCGGAGCCAACACGUACUACCGCUGGGUGAAGGGUCACGCGACGAGUAGGGGCAACAUGGCGGCGGACAGCCUCGCCGUCCGGGGGGCCAAAUCGGCGCUGCGGCCCAGUUGA
Messenger RNA from Drechmeria coniospora, 993 nucleotides. Its product is annotated as RNase H domain protein. Gene Ontology annotation, biological process: DNA replication, removal of RNA primer. The record is from RefSeq and is a predicted model, not a curated record. Gene Ontology annotation, molecular function: nucleic acid binding; magnesium ion binding; RNA-DNA hybrid ribonuclease activity. Bases 1 to 993 code for a protein of 330 amino acids. NCBI's taxonomy places the organism in Eukaryota, Fungi, Ascomycota, Sordariomycetes, Hypocreales, Ophiocordycipitaceae. The transcript is spliced from 2 exons.